CGCUCGCUCUUCUAAAUGGCCACCACUUAGAAUCCUCCCUUUUCCGGUCUCGUGUGGUCAACAUGGCGGCGUCCAUGGCGCGAGUUUUACGACACCGGUCUUGCGUUCCACAAACUGCAACCUUUUGGUUAAAAUGCAAAUUUCACCGUUCGGUUUCUGUAUGUAAUGGGCUACUACACGCUCUUAAUAAACGCGGAAUUGUGAAGGACUCUUUCCCGGAUGACGCGGCGCAUGACAGACUCCCUCGCCUGCUGCAGUCCUGCGCUCAGACCGUGUACUGCGGCUUUGACCCCACGGCGGACAGCCUCCACGUCGGCAACCUGCUCGCCCUCAUCGGCCUGUUGCACUUCCGAAGCGCCGGUCACCAUGUGAUCGCCGUGCUCGGCGGGGCCACGGCGCAAAUCGGCGACCCGAGCGGAAAAACGAGCGAGCGGGAGCGGCUGUCCGCGGACGCCGUGGAGGAGAACACGCGGGGCAUCCGCGAGAGCAUCCACAGGAUUUUCACGAACCACGAGCUGCACUUCCACGACGGCUCCAAGACGCCGGGAACCGUGACGGUACUGAACAACUUGAGCUGGUACAAAGACUGGAACGUGGUGGGGUUCCUGGCGGAGUCCGGCAGACACUUCCGCAUGGGGACCAUGCUGAGCCGACACAGCGUCCAGUCCAGGCUGCGGAGCUCGGAGGGGAUGAGCCUGACCGAGUUCACUUACCAGGCAUUCCAGGCCUAUGACUUCUACCACCUGAACCAAAUAUACGGCUGCAAGAUCCAACUGGGGGGCACCGACCAGCUGGGCAACCUCAUGUCCGGCCACGACUUCAUUAACAAAGUGAGCGGGGAGGAGGUGUACGGCCUCACCCUCCCGCUGGUCACCAGCACGACGGGCGACAAGCUGGGCAAGACGGCGGGCAACGCCGUGUGGCUCAACCGCGACAGGACGUCCCCCUUCGAGCUCUACCAGUUUUUCCUCCGGCAGCCUGAUGCCAGCGUGGAAGGGUACCUGAAGCUGUUCACCUUCCUGCCACUGGCCGAGGUGGAGAGCCUGAUGGCGCAGCAGCGAGCAGAUCCUGGUAAAUGUCUGGCACAUAAACGACUGGCAGCCGAGGUGACGAAGCUGGUACACGGGAAGGAGGGUCUCGAGAGUGCCAAGAGAUGCACCGACACUCUGUACCACAGCAGCGUGCGGGCGCUGGAGGAGAUGAGCGACCUGGAGCUGCAGGAGCUCUUCCGAGAGGCUCCUUUGCCCACCGUCAUCGACGCGUGCCGCAGCGUCAAUGCCAUCCCGGAGGGUCCCAAAGGGUAUCGGAUGGUUUCGGAGGGGGCCGUGUGGCUCAACCACAAACGGACUGACAACCCGGAGCAGGUGCUGAUCCCCAAGCUCCACAUCCUGGCCAACGGACUCACGCUGGUCCGAGUGGGCAAAAGAAACUUCUAUAUUAUCAAAUGGCUCGGUCUUUGAAAGGUGUGUGGACGUGGCUUUUUUUUUUUGCAUAUAAAUAUUGUACAGAGGUCAUUUAUAUCACUAUGGUAAUUAAAAGGAUUUUAUUUAAA
This is a messenger RNA of Hippocampus comes (tiger tail seahorse), 1552 nucleotides long. RefSeq names its product tyrosyl-tRNA synthetase 2, mitochondrial (gene yars2). Gene Ontology annotation, cellular component: cytosol; mitochondrion. The record is from RefSeq and is a predicted model, not a curated record. Lineage: Eukaryota; Metazoa; Chordata; Actinopteri; Syngnathiformes; Syngnathidae. Gene Ontology annotation, molecular function: RNA binding; ATP binding; tyrosine-tRNA ligase activity. Gene Ontology annotation, biological process: tyrosyl-tRNA aminoacylation.